Diatraea saccharalis (sugarcane borer) is the source of this 1940-nucleotide messenger RNA. NCBI's taxonomy places the organism in Eukaryota, Metazoa, Arthropoda, Insecta, Lepidoptera, Crambidae. The record is from the annotation of a GenBank genome assembly.
UUAGGUUAACUGUUGAUGGUCUUCUUGUUUAUUUUCCAUAUGAUUACAUUUAUCCAGAACAGUAUGCAUAUAUGUUAGAAUUGAAACGUGCACUGGAUGCUAAGGGCCAUGGACUAUUAGAGAUGCCUUCUGGGACUGGAAAAACUGUAUCACUUUUGUCUCUGAUCGUAGCAUACAUGAUACAAAACCCUCAUGCCAUCAGGAAGUUAAUAUAUUGUUCUCGUACUGUGCCGGAAAUAGAGAAAGUGUUAGAAGAGCUAAAAAAUUUGUUUAAAUAUUAUGAAAAGAGCCAAGGUGAGAUGCCGAAUCUCACAGGACUUGUGCUAAGCUCUAGGAAAAAUUUGUGUAUUCAUCCAGAAGUGUCAAGAGAAAGAGAAGGAAAACUGGUGGAUGGCAAGUGCCACUCUUUGACAGCUAGUUAUAUUAGGGAUAGACAUGAACGAGAUAGCACUGUGCCUAUUUGCCAGUUCUAUGAAGGUUUCAACCGUGAAGGCAAAGAAUCUAUGUUGCCCUUUGGAGUGUAUACAAUGGAUGAUCUCAAACAGUAUGGAGCAGACCGGAAUUGGUGUCCAUAUUUCUUAGCAAGAUUUGCUAUAAUCCAUGCCGAAAUAGUUGUAUAUUCAUACCAUUAUCUUCUAGACCCAAAGAUUGCAGAAGUUGUAUCUAAAGAAUUGAACAAAGAAGCCGUGGUAGUGUUUGAUGAAGCACAUAACAUUGAUAACGUGUGUAUAGACUCCCUUAGUGUCAAGAUUACACGGAGAACUAUUGACAAGAGUACACAAGCUCUACAGGAAUUGGAAAAGACCGUGGCACAGAUUCGCGAAGAAGACGCCUUGCGACUGACAGAGGAGUACGAACGGCUGGUGGCCGGGCUGAGGGAGGCGGCGGCAGCGCGCGACGCGGAUGUGCUGCUGGCCAACCCCGUGCUGCCCGACGAGGUGCUCGACGAAGUGGUUCCGGGAAAUAUUAGAAAUGCAGAACACUUCCUGUGCUUCUUGAAAAGAUUCAUCGAAUAUCUCAAAACGCGACUGAGGAUACAACACGUGGUACAAGAGUCACCCGCAGGCUUUCUGAAGGACGUGUCGAGUCGUGUGUGCAUAGAGCGCAAGCCGCUGCGCUUCUGCGCGGCGCGGCUGUCGUCGCUGCUGCGCGCGCUGCAGGUGGCCGACCCGUCGCGCGUGGCCGCGCUCACGCUGGUCACGCAUCUGGCCACGCUCGUGGCCACCUACACCAAGGGGUUCACCAUCAUCAUCGAGCCCUUCGACGACAAAACGCCCACCGUCUCCAACCCUAUACUGCACUUCUCAUGCAUGGACUCGUCUAUAGCGAUGCGUCCAGUGUUCGCUCGGUUCCAAUCCGUGAUUAUAACGUCGGGGACCCUGUCCCCCCUCGACAUGUACCCCAAGAUCCUCGACUUCAACCCGGUCGUCUCCACCUCGUUCACGAUGACGCUCGCCAGGCCCUGUAUCUUGCCGAUGAUAGUGUCUAAAGGAAGUGACCAAGUAGCCAUUUCGUCUAAAUACGAAUCAAGAGAAGACGUUGCCGUUAUAAGGAACUAUGGACAGUUGUUGGUGGAGGUGGCCGCGUGCGUGCCGGACGGCGUGGUGUGCUUCUUCACGUCCUACAUGUACCUGGAGAGCGUGGUCGGCGCCUGGUACGACCAAGGGGUAGUAGCGAGCCUGCAGAGGCACAAACUGCUGUUCAUAGAAACACAAGACUCUGCGGAAACCAGCUUCGCUCUCGUUAAUUAUAUCAAGGCGUGCGAGAGCGGGCGCGGGGGGGUGCUGCUGUCGGUGGCGCGCGGGAAGGUGUCGGAGGGCGUGGACUUCGAGCACCACCUGGGCCGCGCCGUGCUCAUGUUCGGGAUCCCGUACGUGUUCACGCAGAGUCGCAUACUCAAGGCGAGGCUCGACUACCUGCGCGACCAGUUCCAGGUAAAC